GAUGGUGCCGAGUCAAAUAUGGAUCGAUUGAGCCUGGGUCUAAUUGAUAUCGGUCAAUACUUUGAACCGUGAUCGUCCAUAAUCCUUAGGGAAAUGCGGCAAUGUGUGGCCUGCCUUUAUUAUAUAAUGAUUAUUUUUGUAGCAUGGUUUCAAAUUUUGUCUUCAAACAGUACGUUCCUUUGCUGUCAUAUGGGUCGAUUCACAUUAACAUUUUUUCUAUGCUGAUACCCACAUAUUUGGAGGAAUUUAAUUUCUUGAUGUCAUUAUCAUGUUAUGUGAUGAUGAGAAAGGGUCUGUCAUCAAGUGGUUUUAAAAGAAUGGAUGUGAGGAAUUUUGGUGAGAACCCUUUUGUGGUGCUAAAAAUAAAGAAAUACCAUCAUGGUAAUGCCAUAUAUUUCUUUGGCAGACACAUCCGAAUUAAAUAUUGGUUUUCUUGGCUAUUUUUUUUGUGUGUUUGUAGGAAGGAGGAGGGGGGGUGGGGAGGUGGAUUAGAAGAUAUUAGGAAGGCUUAG
This is a messenger RNA of Ilex paraguariensis (yerba mate), 512 nucleotides long. Lineage: Eukaryota; Viridiplantae; Streptophyta; Magnoliopsida; Aquifoliales; Aquifoliaceae. The record is from the annotation of a GenBank genome assembly.